AUGCAUUCUACUCCUUCCAGUUCUACAUACUCCUCUAACCCUUCUAGUCCUCUCCAUCUUCACUCCUCUGAUGUUCUUGGGUCGUGCUUGGUGACAGUUCCUUUCUCCGGUACUGGUUAUGGAGGUUGGAAAAGGAGUACGGUGGUUUCCUUGUCUGCAAAAAAUAAGAUUGCAUUCAUUGAUAGAACUUGUCCUAAACUGCCUGAUAAUUCUCCAACACUUCAACAAUGGAACAGAUGUAAUAAUAUGGUAAUAUCUCGGAUAACCAAUUCCUUAACCCCAAUUAUUGCUGAAUCUGUACAAUAUUCUGAAACUGCUGAAAGUAUUUUGAGACGGUUAGAGAGUAGAUAUGGUGCGGUCAAUGGAACCAAAGUCUUUGAACUUAACAAGGAACUUGCAUUUACUUCUCAGGGUUCCUCAGAUAUAGCCUCAUACUUUAACAAACUUAAGAAACUAUGGGAUGAGUUAGAGAUGAUGCGUAAGAAACAUUCAAAUUCUUGUGUCUGUCCUGCCAAGUCUGGUACUAAAAAGGAAGAGGAAGAAGAUAAAGUACACCAAUUCGUGAUGUUUUGA
This is a messenger RNA of Nicotiana attenuata, 573 nucleotides long. RefSeq lists its product as uncharacterized. NCBI's taxonomy places the organism in Eukaryota, Viridiplantae, Streptophyta, Magnoliopsida, Solanales, Solanaceae. The transcript has 2 exons. The record is from RefSeq and is a predicted model, not a curated record. Bases 1 to 573 code for a protein of 190 amino acids.